Phialemonium atrogriseum is the source of this 924-nucleotide messenger RNA. Its product is annotated as YjeF N-terminal domain-containing protein. Lineage: Eukaryota; Fungi; Ascomycota; Sordariomycetes; Cephalothecales; Cephalothecaceae. The record is from RefSeq and is a predicted model, not a curated record. Gene Ontology annotation, molecular function: NAD(P)HX epimerase activity. The coding region runs from base 1 to 711 and encodes 236 amino acids. The transcript is spliced from 7 exons. Gene Ontology annotation, cellular component: mitochondrion.
AUGGCUCUCAAGACGCUCUCCGCGAAAGCCGCAGCUGCCUUGGAUAAGGAGCUCAUGAGUACCGGCGCGUUCUCCAUUGAUCAACUGAUGGAACUCGCUGGCCUCUCUGUCUCGCAGGCGGUCUAUCGUGUUCAUCCGCCAAGCAGAGGUCGUAGAAUUCUAGUUGCUUGUGGUCCCGGCAACAAUGGUGGUGAUGGCCUCGUCGCUGCCCGUCAUUUACGCCACUAUGGCUACCAGCCCACCAUAUAUUACCCGAAGCGGAGUAAGAAUGAUUUGUACGAGCGACUGGUGAAGCAACUCGAAGACCUCGAAAUCCCUUUUGCCGACGACUUUCCGUCUGCCCUGAAGUCCGCCGAUCACAUCGUGGACGCCAUUUUCGGGUUCAGCUUCUCCGGUGAGGUUCGGGAGCCGUUUCCUGCCGUGAUCCAGGCUCUCGGGGAGACGAAACUCCCUGUGACGGCUGUUGACGCUCCUUCAUCCUGGAAUAUCGAAGAGGGGCCGCCAAAGUCCGGCGUUGGGAGCGCCUUCAACCCUGAUGUCCUGGUCAGCCUGACGGCCCCGAAACCCCUGGUUAAGCACUUCAAGGGGCGACACUUUAUCGGCGGAAGAUUCGUCAGUCCAACGAUUGCGAAAAAGUACGACUUUGAGCUUCCAGAGUAUGAGGGGAUCGAUCAGGUCGUCGAGGUAGGAGCUGGCGGACAGAAGCUCUGAGGCCACUGGGGAGGCCACGGGCUCCGGGCCAGGUGCCGGUUCAAACUGGCCACCGCCGAGCACAAGCAUCAGAUAACGGCACAGCCUCCUGUACGACUGUUUGGGCACACGGGACUCGGACAGGAGCCCUCGUUCAUGUCGAUCGUGUCGCACACUCUCCCGCCUGGGCAGGCUAGUAGUGGGGGGUGAUAUUCAGAGCAGAACUCGACAAAA